AUGGGUUCCAUUGCUCCCAACGUGGCUGAACUUGACGCCUCCAAAUUCAACAUCACCCGCUCCACCAACCUUCGUGAUGUGCCACUGCCCGGUUCUCCUGAGGAAUUGAGUCACUCCUACUGCACCGACCAUAUGGUCACCGUGCGGUGGACUGUGAACAAUGGCUGGGAGACACCUGAGAUCAAGCCUUACCAGAACCUCAGUAUCCCGCCCACUGCUUCUUGCUUGCACUACGCCACCGAGUGUUUCGAGGGCAUGAAGAUCUACCGUGGCUACGAUAGCUACCGCUGCCGCUCCUCUCUCCCUGGCUUCAAGUACGACGAGGUGAAGAAGCUCGUUGCGAAGCUGAUGCAGAUUGAUGGCCCACGCUGGCUGCCCAAGGACCGCCCCGGUUCCUUCUUGUACAUUAGGCCCACUGUGAUCGGCAACGGACCCCAUCUGGGUGUCCAGGUCCCCAAGGAAGCGCUUCUUUUCAUCAUCGCCGUACCUUGGCCUGACUUUACCAAGAUGAAGAAGGAAGGCGACACUGUGUCCAAGGGUCUGCGACUUUUCGCUUCAAGCCCAGACUCCAUCCGAGCUUGGCCCGGUGGCUUCGGUUGGGCCAAGCUCGGUGCCAACUACGGUCCCUCUCUGCAGUCUCACGGCAAAGCGCAGGCCAUGGGCUUCGACCAGAUCCUCUGGCUUUUCGGCGAAGACCGCCAGGUCACUGAGGCUGGUGCCAGUAACUUCUUCAUCAUCUGGCACAAUGCCGACACGGGUCGCCUUGAGCUGGUUACUGCUCCUCUGGAGAGCCAACUGAUCUUGCCUGGUGUCACUCGCCGCAGUGUUCUGGAACUGGCCCGCGAGCGUCUGUCGGAGAACUUUGUCGGCAAGCUGGCUCCUCUGCAGGUUGUUGAGCGAACCUUGACCAUUGGUGAAAUUGAGAAGGCCGCACUGGAGGGUCGUAUCGUCGAGUCAUUUGUCUCGGGUACCGCCUACUUCAUCACACCCGUGGCCAUGAUCCGCAACAACGACCAAGACAUCAGCACUCUGGGCAAGGAUGGCGAGCCCGCUGGGUACGCUGCCCAGAUCAAGUCUUGGCUCGAAGCCAUUAUGUAUGGCAAGGAGGACCACGAAUGGGCCUAUCCUGUUGAGGAAGAGCAGUAG
This is a messenger RNA of Penicillium oxalicum, 1146 nucleotides long. RefSeq names its product branched-chain amino acid aminotransferase, cytosolic. The transcript is spliced from 4 exons. Gene Ontology annotation, molecular function: branched-chain-amino-acid:2-oxoglutarate transaminase activity. Lineage: Eukaryota; Fungi; Ascomycota; Eurotiomycetes; Eurotiales; Aspergillaceae. The record is from RefSeq and is a predicted model, not a curated record. Gene Ontology annotation, cellular component: mitochondrion. Bases 1 to 1146 code for a protein of 381 amino acids. Gene Ontology annotation, biological process: L-leucine biosynthetic process; L-valine biosynthetic process.